AUGCUCUCAGAUAAUGGUGCUAAACAGAAGGUCUUGCGAGUACUCGGUGCCAUACGCGAGCCGUACGAGGCACUAGGAGCCAUGGGGGUGGCUCCGAAGCCCAGGAGUGCGUGUAUGGCACUCACUCAGCAAGGGGGCACAGAGAAGAACCACGAAGCACUGGGACUCAGAGAAGACCCACGAAGCACUGGGGCACAGAGAAGACCCACGAAGCAAUGGGGCACAGAGAAGAACCACGAAGCACUGGGGCACAGAGAAGACCCACGAAGUACAGGGGCACAGAGAAGACCCACGAAGCACUGGGGCACAGAGAAGACCCACGAAGUACAGGGGCACAGAGAAGACCCACGAAGCACUGGGGCACAUAGAAGACCCACGAAGCACUGGGGCACAGAGAAGAACCACGAAGCACUGGGGCACAGAGAAGACCCACGAAGCACUGGGACUCAGAGAAGACCCACGAAGCACUGGGGCACAGAGAAGACCCACGAAGUACAGGGGCACAGAGAAGACCCACGAAGCACUGGGGCACAUAGAAGACCCACGAAGCACUGGGGCACAGAGAAGAACCACGAAGCACUGGGGCACAGAGAAGACCCACGAAGCACUGGGACUCAGAGAAGACCCACGAAGUACAGGGGCACAGAGAAGACCCACGAAGCACUGGGGCACAUAGAAGACCCACGAAGCACUGGGGCACAGAGAAGAACCACGAAGCACUGGGGCACAGAGAAGACCCACGAAGCACUGGGACUCAGAGAAGACCCACGAAGUACAGGGGCACAGAGAAGACCCACGAAGCACUGGGACACAGAGAAGACCCACGAAGCACUAAAUCAUAGAGAAGAUUCACAAAAGACUCGGGGCAUAAAAGACCUACGAUUUAGCAGACCCAUAUUUUGUUGA
Molecule: messenger RNA, 906 nt
Organism: Procambarus clarkii (red swamp crayfish)
Lineage: Eukaryota; Metazoa; Arthropoda; Malacostraca; Decapoda; Cambaridae
Source: RefSeq, a predicted model, not a curated record